UGCAACGAAGCCCCACAGCGCCCCUCUCUCUCUCUCUCUCCCCUGUACUUAUAUAGUCACCUCUUUCUCAUUCUCACACGGAAAGAGAGAUAAAGAGAAAGGCAAGAGAAGGGAGAUCAUGAUGGCGGAGGAAGGAAGAGGAGCGCCGCACGGUGUGCUAUUAGCAGUGGUGGUAGGAGUGGUGGUGGCAGUGCCGUUCCUCCUUGGCGACGGCGGCGAAGCACUGUUAGAAGCUAUCUCCGAACUCGUAACUCCCGCGGGGCUUCUACUCCUCCCAGUUACUCUCAUACUUGUAAUCAGGUUCUUGUCGUCGGACCGCGGCACCGCCUUCUCCGACAUCUUCUCCUUCGGCUCCCCGGACUCCAUCCACCGCGUCGGCGGGUCUCCUAUCGGCGUCGCGCUCGUCUUGCUCCUCCUCCUCUUCCUCCUCUACAACCGCAUCUCCCUCUUCGGCGGCGACGAUGAGGGUAUACUCAAACGAAGAAGCAACUCUUCUGUCAUGCAGUCUUUCAUCAUCCUUUCCUGCAAGACAUUCAAAUGACAUUUGCAAGCCUAGUGUAGUAUAUGGGUAUAAUGUUGCUUGGAAAACCCAGACAAACGAGGUCUUCAAACUUUUCCUUUAUAUGGGAGGUGAUUGCUUCCCAAUUUUCUUUUUCCAUGAACAGAAAUUGGAUAAAAGCUGCGAUGUUCUUCAACCAAGUGGUGCUUGCCACAGAAAACAUCUUUCUGCCCAAAAUGACCUGACUUCCUUGAAGCUCCGAUCUUCAUAUUGCUUCUUCUUUCAUCCUUUCCGAUUCUAUAAUUCUAGUUACUAAUUGUUGUGGUUGAAACUUGGCCUGAGGGUGACCACGCCGGAAGAAGCCGAGAAGACGCUGGCGGUGAUGAGGAAAGAGAACCACCUCCUGCGCUGUGGGAUACCUGUACAAAGUCUUGGCCGAAGAUUCCGGCAAAGGCUCUCCUGUGGCUAAGUUAGUCGGAUUU
Molecule: messenger RNA, 981 nt
Organism: Phoenix dactylifera (date palm)
Lineage: Eukaryota; Viridiplantae; Streptophyta; Magnoliopsida; Arecales; Arecaceae
Source: RefSeq, a predicted model, not a curated record